This is a messenger RNA of Suillus clintonianus, 795 nucleotides long. RefSeq lists its product as uncharacterized. Gene Ontology annotation, cellular component: membrane. Bases 70 to 795 code for a protein of 241 amino acids. Gene Ontology annotation, biological process: C-terminal protein methylation. Gene Ontology annotation, molecular function: protein C-terminal S-isoprenylcysteine carboxyl O-methyltransferase activity. Lineage: Eukaryota; Fungi; Basidiomycota; Agaricomycetes; Boletales; Suillaceae. The transcript has 2 exons. The record is from RefSeq and is a predicted model, not a curated record.
AGUCAAGGGUUUAGGUAUCUAAGAUAACUCAUCGCAGGCUCUAGAGACAGACGUCCGAAGUAGUGCACGAUGAGUCUGUUGAAGAUCCCCUUCAUUGUAGCUUCGGCCAUUGGGGUCCAUGUUUCUUUGAAUUCCCCCCCUCGACUGCCGGCAUCUGAAGAGAAGUCGGUACCCUCGGUUCUCUCAGAAUCCUUUGUUAGAUGGUUUGUUGGACUUCGCGGUUUACGGCUGAUGAAGAUCGGCACAUGGGCGGCAUCGUCUGUUGAAGUGGCCAGCAUCCUGGCCAUGCACAUAGAUCCCUCUCAAAUUCCAGAGGGUAUCAAUGGCGCCAGAGCUCUGCAGCUAUUGCGCGCUCUUCACUCCACACCAAUCACGCCCACUUUCCUUGCCAGCAGUCUCGCUGUCACAAUUGGUGGUGUGCUGAGGCUUUAUUGCAUAUCGAUGUUAGGAAAGCAUUGGAGCUUCCAGCUCAGUGUCAGAAAAGAGCAGAGACUUGUGACAAGCGGACCGUACUCUGUCGUCCGCCACCCAAGCUACACUGGUUACCUUCUCCAGUACAUCGGGUUCGUCAUCAUGUACGGGAGCCAAGGGUCAUGGAUGAGGCAGUCUGGGAUUCUACAAGUGCCUUUUAUGAAAGCGUUAGCAGCGAUUGUCUUUUUCAUGUUUACAGCAGGCGCUUUGGUUGCCAUCAGCCGAUCUCCAGUGGAGGACAGGAUGCUGCAGCAUGCUCUGGGAGAAAAAUGGGAGAAUUGGGCGAAGAAAGUGAAAUAUCGAUUGCUUCCUGGGGUUUAUUGA